CUCUCUCUAACUUUAUCUUCUCACGCAAAUAAACCACUUCACUCGCAAGAGAGAGAGAGAGAGCGAUCGCCUCCCCAUUCCUUGCGGAACCCUAACUCCGAGUCUCGAUUGGAGCAGGAACAACCAUAACUCCGUUUUGGACACGACCGAGUGAGUACACCGCCAUUUCUGCUCGCCCCCGCCUCCGUCUAACCGCGUUAGGUCGAAGCACCCGAGAGGCAGAUUCCCGAUUUUCCCGCCAGCGAGUCGGUUUUCUCCGGCCCCCGCGGACCCAUCCGUCCGUCGAUCUGUUGCUCUGCGCUGCUGUAGGGCGGAUUUUCUUUGAAGGGUUUUUUUACAAGGAACUGAUUGUGAUAUUCCAAAAUUGCUUUUGAUUUCUGAGGUGAUAAAUGCAGAAUGUCAGAGAAAUUAUGUUAUAACUCCUAGUCAGUGCAGACUGGUUUUUAUGCUAGGAGUGGAAAUUCUGAGAAGGUGCAGAAUUUUCUUGAGGAUAUCACUAGAAGGUCAAAGUUGGCCAGUUAAGUAGAAUUAUGCCAUGGGUGAACAAAAUGUUGUGAAAUUUCGGUCUCAAAGUUCCAACUGCUUUUUUCUUAGGAAGGCAUGCAAAUCAGAACAGUAGGAAAUCAACAAGGUGCCUGAUUACAAUAUCAAUUGUUUGCUCUUUAGGAAAUUUUACUGCUAAGAUUAUUGGGUGAAGACUCAAGAAGGAAAAGCGGUUGCUCAUUCUCAAAAUUGUGUUUUGGCAUUAGACUUGGUCUUUUUCCAAGUGUUGCUUGAAGUUGCUUUGUAAUCGACACUCAUGUUUAUGAUUUUUGAUGGAUAUUGGAGUAUCCAAUAAAAGCUGUCCUGUCCCUGUAGAAGAUUCAGAAGUCGGAAGCUGUUGGAUUUUUGUUAAUAUUGAGCUUUUGGUAUUUAAUCCAUGUUCACUAGUAGUUAUCUCCUUAAGUAAUGCUUCCUUGUCCGAGGCAUGAACAAUAUGCAAUUCUGGCAACAGCAGUUGAUGUGCAAGCAGCUUCAAGAGCCUCAGAGACAGCAGCAACUUCAGCAGCUGGAUGAGGGAGCAAGGCAUCCGAGUCCACAUAACCAGUUAUCUGCUGUAGCAAAACCUGCAACAGGAAAUCAGCCGCCUGCAACUUUAAAUGAAAUGGCAGUCAAUGAUGCAUAUAACUACGUGUGGCCAAAUGAUUUUGUUGGAGGCAUGCACAACCUACCAAAUAAUUCUCUGAUAUUUACUGCUGGCAACACUAACUGGGUGCAGUCCAAUAUCUCUCCUGCCAUGCACAAUCUAGUAAAUGGGGUUGUUUUAUCAGAUUGUCAAAGUGACACAAUGCGAUCUGUGGGUUUUAUGUCACACCAGAUUGAUCAAACUUAUCAUGGCAUUCCUGUUUCAGGCACCAGCACUGUAAAUCAGUAUUCUCACCUGGGAAUAUCCAAUAAUUGCCAUGAUCUAGUGACUGAGGCAGAUGCAACACAUGCAAAGGCAUCAUAUACAUCUAGAACUUUUCAAACUGAUCAGCGAUCGGCUGCACAGGUUUGCUUACAGGAUAAGACUUUGGCUACUACACACAAUUUCAAGGGGAAACACUUCUUUGGGAAUUCACCAGUACAAGAUUUGGGUAAUGAUGUCACAUCAGGAAGCUUUCAAUCAACAAACAAUCUGCAGCACAGUGUUCAUUUUCAGGAAUUUCAUGGUAGGCAAGAACAAGAUUCAUCUGUUAAUUUGCAGGGAAAGCCAAUAUCACAGGUAGGAACUUCUAGUGGUGUUGCUAGUCUAGACCCUAUAGAACAGAAGCUUUUGUUUGGAACUGAUGAUGAUAACUGUGGAUUUUCAUUUGGUGGGAGUCUAAUAUCUAGCAUGGGUGUAGAUAUGCAUGGCCACUCUUCGGAGAAUGAUCAUGUUGUUACAUUCCCUUCUAUCCAAAGUGGGAGCUGGAGUGCUCUUAUGCAAGAUGCUGUACAAGCUUCUAGUAGUAACAACAGGCUCCAGGAAGGGUGGACUGGCUUGAAUUCUCAAAAAUCGGAGCAACUGAUGGUCAAGCCUCCUAUUAUGACUAAUGACAAUGGGAAGCGGCCAUCUGCUUGGGAUGAUAGAAACCUUCAGAGUGCAUCAUCUUUAACUUCAACUACUGUUCCUUUGUUUAAUGAUGCUGAUUCAAUCCUAGGCUCAUCCACUUCCCCUAGCGAUCAGCAUUGUUUUAAGUCUGCUCAUGAAGAAAACAAUGGGGUUUUGACUGAGGCACCCCAUGCGUCAUUCUUGUCGACCGCCCAAGGUGCACAUAACUCUGAGUUCUAUCACAGUUGUGACCAAUCCCAGCUAUCAGAAGGUGGUCUUCAUGCUGAAAGGCCUUCAACUAGUGGAGUAUGGUCUGGGCAGAGCAUUAAACAUCAUGACAAGAACCCUGGGGACAUUCAGUUUAAGUCACAGAACAUAGGGUCUGGUUGGGGUGACCAACAAAACUUGACCAUGUCCAAUGCCUCUCUUCAGUCUGUUACUAGGUUAAAUGGUUGGAAAACAAGUCAUCCAAUGGCGUGUAGGGGCGGUAACACUUCAAAUUAUCAUGAAAAUGAUGAAAAUUUGUGGAAUACCAGUGAGAAUCAUGUUAAUCUGAAUUCUGGAUUGCAACCACUCAAAUCCUAUAUUGGCAGUCCCAAGGUUCAAGCAGAAGAUUCCUUAGUAGGUAAUUUAAACUCGAACAACUUAAUACUCAACCAGGAUAUGCGUCAGCAGGCAAGUAAUGCUCAGCAAAGUGUUUUAGGGAGACACUUUGCCCUCAACACGUGUGUGAAUUCUGAAAUUGACCAAGAUGUUGAAAAGAAACAGAAUCAGCCAAGCAAGAGACAAAAAAUUUGGGAAUCAUCUGCAAGUACUACUGUGGAAAGAUUGGGCGAGAACCAUGAGAAUGAAAGGGAUCAUGGAACAGUGAACUUAGGUGAUGGUUAUGUUGGAAAUAUGACAACAGAGAAGUCCCUGUUGACUGGCAAGGACCAAUAUCCUCUUGUGAGUGGAAGCCAAAGUUUCUCAAUUCAGUCUUGUCAACAUACUGUGGAUUCUAAAAUGUUGCAGAAUUCACUGGGAAGUUUGAGAACUAUGGGGCCUUCUUUCCCACCCAAUCAUAAGUUUGUUGGGAAGACAGAGUUUGCUGGUCAUAAAGCUUCCAGUGAUCCUGCAAUUGUGUCCAAGAUGAUUGCAGUGGGAACCAAGGAACUGCAGUCUAGAAAUACUAUGCCUGUCUGUGCCUCUAACAGUUCUUUUGAUGGUUCAACUGCUCAGUAUUCACAGAAUGAAACUAUUUCUCAAACAAGCAAUAAUAUGCUUGAGCUUCUUCACAAGGUUGACUGGUCAAGGAAUGACCAUUCUGUGAAUGCAUCUGAUCUACCUGCACAAGCUGCUGCUGAAACUUCUGUUACUCAUCCUCACUUUGAUUGGUCUUCUAACUUGCGAGGUUUUGGGUUACGAUUGGCUCCACCAUCACAAAGGCAACCACCAUUAAAAUAUGCGUCACUUUCUCAAAAGUCCAUAGAUGAUGCUAACAAUUGGCAAUUAGACAAAGAGGCAGGAUGUCAAAAUCAGCCACUGUCCAAUUCUACAUCUUCAGUUCGACCUGUUCCUUCCCUUGAUGAAGCAUGGAAAAGAAAAAAUUGUGAUAAAACGUCCAGCCUAUAUGUACAGAAACACGAGGAACUCCCAGAAGCAAAUGAACAUUUUAUCUUCUCGUCAGCUGUGGCUUCUAAUAUUCCUUUAGCAGGAAAUCAACUGCAGGAACAGCAGCAGCAGCUUCAACAGCAACACAUUUCUAGCACUCAAGAUCACCUGGUGCAGCAGCAGCAGCAACAACACAUUUCCCUCAAAACUAUUCAUGAUGUACAGGAUCAGUCUGUCAAAUUUUCCUUCAGUAACCAAGCUAACGCAAGUCAACGAGUUCAAAAUUCUUCACUUGUGAGGCAGCCAUGUGACUCUCACAUUAUGGCUGUACCUGGCCAAUCUGUUCAGACAUCAUUGCCUGCACCGGCUGGUAGAUUUUCAACUCCAGGUGAUGCUUCGUUUGCUGAAACUCCUGUACCUGUUGGUUCACAAUUUUCUUCUGGAGGAACAAAUUACACAAAUUCAACAUUUGCAAGCUUGUCUCAGACUACAAGCUCUGGCCAACAAGUACCUGUUGUAGGAACAAAGUCAUUUUCACAAUCUUCCAUAUCAAGCAUGUCUCAGCAAGUUGCCUUCCCGAAGAUGUUGCACAAUAUGUGGAGAAAUAUAUCACCUCAACAACAACAAGCUGGUAUCAAUCGUCAAAUACUUGCUGCAAACAUACUUCAGUCCAUAGUGAAUAAUGAUAGCAUUACAAGUUUGUGGGGCAUGCCAAAGGAAGGUGAUCAAGUAAACAAGGAAGGAAGUGCUACUCCUGAAGUUGGUACAAGUUCUGCUAAUUCACAAAAAGAAGAGAAUCCACUUUGGGGCAAAUCUUUGAAUCUUAUGCACACUGAGAAGGUGGAUGAUGUUUGUAAGUCAAUUAGUGCAUCCCAGGGAGAAGAAGCAGCAGUCACAAAACCACCUUUGGAUGGAGGUUCUAAUGUCCAAAUAUCAACUUUGGUUGAUAAUCAUCAGCAUGAUACUCCUUGCUCUCCAGUAUUACGUUCUCCUUUAACAAGUAUUGCUUCUUAUAGCAGUGAUAUUGGCAUCUCUGGAUGCAUGUCAAAACCUUCGGAUGUUCAACAACAAAACCAUUCACUACUUCAUCAAUUACAAUCCACGAAAGCUUCUGAUUCUGAUGUAAACAACUUGACAGGAAAAGGACCAAAAGGUGUUGGUUUUAAUGCUUCACGGAUGAACUUUAAUAUAGAUCAGAGAUUUGAUCUCAGGCAGAAUAAAAUCUUUAGAAUUCCUGCAGAUGGUAAAGUUGGUCCAGCUUCUCAUAUUUCGUUCCCUCCAGAUUCCAAACCGCCAAGCUUUGCUUCAAAUGACAGUGAUGAAAGCAAUCCAAGCACAUCAACAGCUGGACAGCAUGAUCUCCAAGCUCACAUGCAUCCCACUAGUACAACUUCCACAGCAAAUAUAAUGGGAGGUAGUGACUGCACCAACAUUGGUCCUCAGAUGGUUCCUUCCUGGUUAGAAUGUUAUGGGACCUACCAAAAUGGCAGAUCUGUUGCUGUUUGUGAUGCCCAGAGAAGUCAAAUAGCUGCCAUUCAACAAUACUUUCUCCAGAAAGCUCCUGCAACAAGGGAUGAUAAUUAUUUGGAACAAAGACUUGACAGCAGCCACAUUGGUAGUUAUAGGCAAGGUACACUAGCCACCAAGAGUACUCCUGGUGAGGCAUCUCCCUCUUUGCUGCCUCCUGACAUUAUGGACCAUGAUAUAAUUGUAAGAUCAAAGAAACGUAAAAUCACUACAGAUGUACCGUGGAAUAAGAUGGUCACAGAACCACAAAGGUUGCCAAGCUUCAGUAUGGCAGAGUUAGAUUGGGCCCAGGCUGCAAACAGAUUUAUUGGAAAGGUGGAUGAUGAAGCUGAAACUAUGGAGGAUGAGCAAUUUGUGCCUCAGUCACGUAGAAGGCUAAUCCUUACUGCUCAGCUCAUGCAUCAACUUAUUCCAGCAGUACCAGCUGUGACGUUGAAAGAAGAGGCAGCGGCUUCUUAUAGAAGCGUGACAUUCACUGUUGCCAAAUCGGCACUUGCUGAUGCGUGCAGCCUGGUCACUUCCUCAGAAAGUGAUUCCCAUGUGCUGUUGGGAAAUAAAAACAUGGCUUUGGGAGAGCUUAAGACUUCCACGAAGGUGGCGAAUGACAUUUUCUCAAAGCUCAUGGAAGAUUUCAUUGGUAGAUCCAAGAAAGUUGGAACUGAUUUCUCAAGGUUGGACGGAAAGACUUCAUUGUUAGAUGUUCGUUUGGAGUGCCAGGAAUUGGAGAGGUUCUCCAUCAUGAACCGUUUAGUCAAGUUUCAUGGUCGGACUCAUGCAGAUGCAGUCGGCGUCUCCUCCAUUUCUGGAGCUUACCGUCGCAAUAUCUUUCUGCAGAGAUACAUCACUGCACUUCCGGUGUCGGGAAAUCUUCCCGAGGGGGUUCUCUGUCUCUCGCUCUAGAUCAUUGAUUGAUUGAUUGAUUGAUUUUUUUUCACUAUCAAUCUUUCUUGAUUUGUUUUCAACACCCCCAAAACAAAAACAAAAAACAAAAAUACAUCAUCAUGAACAUAAGCAUUAUUAAGGCAAAUCAACCUCCUCAUAGGUGUUGUCCAUUUAAAUCGUCAGCAUCCACAUGGUGGUGGUUGUUAAUCCUUGUAUCUGAAAUAUAGGUUUAUGUACAUCAAUGAAGAUAAAUAAGCUUAGGGUAUUGCAUUAUUUUGAUUUACAACAUAGAGGAGUAUUAGCAUGUAAACUUUGACGUCAGUAAUACUGGUUUUUGGUAGGUAAAGCCUCAGUAGUAAAGUAGAUCAUGUGUUUGUGUCA
Molecule: messenger RNA, 6433 nt
Organism: Musa acuminata AAA Group (dessert banana)
Lineage: Eukaryota; Viridiplantae; Streptophyta; Magnoliopsida; Zingiberales; Musaceae
Exons: 9
Coding region: 968-6070 (1700 amino acids)
Source: RefSeq, a predicted model, not a curated record